Messenger RNA from Cladocopium goreaui, 453 nucleotides. The record is from the annotation of a GenBank genome assembly. Lineage: Eukaryota; Dinophyceae; Suessiales; Symbiodiniaceae.
GCUGACCCUCUUGGCACUACAGACCAUGUUGGAACAUACCCAGGAUCCCUCGCUAAUCACCAAAGCGCGCACAGCAGUUGAGAAACAUUUCAACUCCGUCGUGGAAGAUCAGAAGCAGGACUUCCUGGAUUUCCUCUUUGAUCGAGAUGUGGCCCUGAGCGCUUCAUUGAGAGACUCCAUUUUCGCAUGUUUGGUGGCCUACAAACAUGAGAUGCUGAGCAAGGCGCCUCUUCAAAUUGAUACACCGAUGAGCCAACCUCUUCGACGGUACAGCCUCGCUGGUGCUUCGCCCUCGCGUGAGCCUUCCAAGGAGCCACCGAUCCCGGAACGUAACUCCAAACGAACCGUGACUGAGAUCGCUGGCCUCCGAUGAACCGUUUUUUUGCGCGUGUCGGACCGUUGCGACGUUCAACGCUGCUGAAACAUGAGGUCAGUGGAAGGUGGACUUCAGGA